AUGUCCUUCAAACAAUUCUUCAACAUCGCCGACUUCUUCACCACUUUUCGGAAAUCCAUGGAUAUCGUCGUUGUUGGCGCAGGGCUGGGAGGGCUCGCCGCCGCUCUUGCAGUCAGAACGGCCAGCGCUGCACAUAAAGUGUUGGUUCUUGAAGCCGCACCACAAUUAGCAGAGGUCGGAGCAGGGCUCCAGCUAACGCCUAAUUCGACCAAACUCCUCGGUCGCUGGGGGCUUGAGGAUACGCUCACAAACCUGGCCACACGCCCACAGGUCUUCACUAUCUCUCGCUACACUGGCACGAAAGUACUCGGUCGGCGAGAUGGCUUUGACAGAGAAAUGGUAUCCAAAUAUGGAUCCCCGUUCUGCGACAUUCACCGUGCCGAUCUUCAACUAGCCAUGUUCGAAAGAGCCAAGCAGCUGGGAGUUCAGUUCAUGUUUAAUGCAACGGUACAGCAGUAUGAUCUCGAGUCUCCUAGUGUGACUCUUCUAGAUGGGACGCGCAUCGAAGGAGAUUUGAUCGUUGCCGCAGAUGGUCUGUGGUCGAAAGCUCGAUCCGAGUUCCUGGCGACCAACGAUCCACCGGUUCCCACUGGGGACUUGGCUUACCGCAUCGUCCUGAAUACCGAUAUGAUCAUCGAUCAAGAUAUGAAAGAGUUUGUCUCGAAGCCUCGAGUUCAUCUGUGGGCUGGACCCCAGUGCCAUGCUAUCUACUACCCUCUUCGCAACAACACCAUGAUCAACAUUGUCCUAUUGGUGCCAGAUAACCUGCCCGAGAAUGUUGCGAAAGCUAGUGGAGAUCUCGAGGAGAUGAAAGAACUCUUUCGUGAUUGGGACCCUUUAUUGCAACGAUUCCUUGCCCUUGUCCCAGCCGUAUUCAAGUGGCGAUUAAUGAAUAAUGCCGAGAUGGAAAAUUGGUGUAAUGAAAAAGGAACUAUCGCCUUCCUUGGUGACUCCUGCCACCCCAUGUUACCAUACAUGGCGCAGGGAGCCAACUCGGCGCUGGAAGACGGGGCGGUUCUGGGAGGCAUUCUAUCUAUGGUCCAGAGCAAAUCAGAACUGCCUUCUGCGCUCAAGAUUUAUCAAGAUCUUCGCAAACCACGCAGCUGGGCCAUGGUGAAAGGGAGUCUAAAACAGAGAUACUGGAACCACCUCCCUGAUGGACCAGAGCAAGAAGACCGUGACAAGCUGCUCCAGGAACAGUUUGAUGAGCCACAGCCGGGCUAUCCAUUCUACUGGUUGGACCCAUCGCUGCAAUCAAUCGUGUAUUCCUAUGAUGCGGACGAAGAGGUCAAAGCAGCGUGGGGUCGUUAUAGCCAAAAGCGGUGA
Molecule: messenger RNA, 1326 nt
Organism: Exophiala mesophila
Lineage: Eukaryota; Fungi; Ascomycota; Eurotiomycetes; Chaetothyriales; Herpotrichiellaceae
Exons: 9
Coding region: 1-1326 (441 amino acids)
Biological process (GO): secondary metabolite biosynthetic process
Molecular function (GO): monooxygenase activity; FAD binding
Source: RefSeq, a predicted model, not a curated record